Messenger RNA from Amphibalanus amphitrite, 2864 nucleotides. RefSeq lists its product as uncharacterized. Bases 165 to 2759 code for a protein of 864 amino acids. The record is from RefSeq and is a predicted model, not a curated record. Gene Ontology annotation, molecular function: nucleic acid binding. NCBI's taxonomy places the organism in Eukaryota, Metazoa, Arthropoda, Thecostraca, Balanomorpha, Balanidae. The transcript has a single exon. Gene Ontology annotation, biological process: DNA integration.
CAAAAGAAGAUCUACAUGCUAGAUACCAAGACGUCUUCACAGGCAUCGGCAGACUGCCUGGAAAACUGCACAUCCAAACAGACAAAACUAAACCGUCAGAGCAGUUACCAACGAGGCCUGUCCCUGAACCACUGAAAGAAGAAGUUAAAGCCGAGCUAGAACGGAUGGAACGCGAUGGGAUUAUUGAGCCCGUCUCGGAGCCCACAGAGUGGAUCUCGAGCAUGGUGGCGGUGCAGAAGCCAAACAAGGGAAUACGAAUCUGCAUAGACCCGAAGCCACUCAAUCGAGUGAUAAAACGCAACCACUUUCCUCUGCCAACUAUCGAAGACAUCUUACCGGAGCUGACAAAGGCCAAAGUAUUCACGGUAUGUGAUGCCAAGAGCGGUUAUUGGCACGUGGAACUAGACGAGGAGAGCAGCUAUCUGACCACCUUUGGGACACCGUGGGGCCGGUUCCGCUGGAAACGUCUGCCAUUUGGCAUCUGCCUAGCAUCUGAAGAGUUCCAGAGGAGGUUGAAUCUUGCUCUGGAGGGACUUGAUGGCGUCCGUCCCAUCGCAGACGACAUAUUAGUGUAUGGAGUCGGACCAACCAGUGAUGAAGCGACAAAAGACCACGAUCAGAAGCUGAUCUGCCUCCUGGAACGCUGCAGAAAAGUCGGAAUAAAGCUGAACUUCGAAAAACUGAAACUGAGACAGAGCGAGGUCAAAUACAUGGGCCACAUGUUCACAGCAGAAGGCCUGAAAGCGGACCCGGAAAAGAUCAGUGCAGUGACCAACAUGCCUCCACCAGUGGACCGAAAAGGUGUUCAGCGCAUUCUUGGUCUGGUCAACUAUCUGCAAAGGUUCUCACCGCGCUUAGCUGAAGUAUCUGCCCCGUUGAGAGCCCUUCUAAAGAAGGAAAAUCUCUUCAUCUACGAAGAAAAUGUCCAUGGACGUGCCCUGGCAGAAAUCAAACAGAUCAUCACGCGUGACCCUGUCCUCAAGUACUACAAUGUAAACGAAGAUGUUGUAGUACAGGUAGACGCGUCACACCAUGGAUUAGGCGCGUGUCUCAUGCAAAACGAGCAGCCUGUGGCGUAUGCGUCGAGAUCGUUGACUGAGACAGAGAAAAACUAUGCACAGAUAGAGAAGGAGAUGCUGGCGAUAGUAUACGGUCUCAACAAGUUCGAGCGGUACACUCAAGGGAAAGAAGUCACGGUGGAAUCGGAUCACAAGCCGUUAGAAGCUAUACUCAAGAAAGAGCUGAUAAAAGCACCAAAGAGACUACAGAGAAUGAUGCUGGGACUACAGAAAUUUCAGUUCCAAGUGGUGUACAAGAAAGGCCAAGAAAUGUAUCUCGCGGAUACAUUGAGCCGCGCGCAUGAAGAGUCAACCGGGUCUGACGCACCCACUGAACAUGUGUGCCACGUCAGAGAGACUGCUUCGGCUGAUGAAUUUGAAGUGAGAGACGUGGACAUCAUCGAGUGGCUUCCUGUCUCAAAGAUGACGAAAGAGCUGAUUGUAGAAGCCACUUCGAAGGAUAAGACGUUGCAAGACGUCCAGGUGAUGAUCAAACAGGGAUGGCCUGCUGACAAGAACAGAGUGCCUGGACAUCUAAGGCAGUAUUAUAAUGUCAAGGAUGAACUGACGAUGAGAGACGGACUCGUUCUCAAAGGAGAUAGGCUCUGCAUUCCAGAGGCAGCGAAGCAGAAACUCAAAGAACGCGUGCACUCCUCUCAUAUAGGACUUCAAGGCUGCCUCAGGAGAGCACGAGAAGCCAUUUUCUGGCCAGGGAUGAACCAAGACCUCGAAAACUACAUAUCAAAGUGCACAACAUGCAUGGCCCACGGGAGCAAACAAAGAAAAGAAACGUUGAAGUCACAUGAAGUACCGGAACGGCCGUGGCAGAACAUAGCAUGUGACUUAAUGGAUUUUCAAGGACACUCAUACCUAGUAACAGUAGAUGUUUACUCUGACUUCAUCGAAGUUGAUCGCCUCAUCAGCAAGAGGGCAAGUGAUAUCGUGAGACUACUCAAGAUUCAAAUGGCAAGGCACGGAAUUCCUGACAAGGUGAUGAGUGACAAUGGUCCUCCGUUCAACUCUGCAGAGUUCAAAUCCUUUUCUCAGCUGUAUGAGUUUAAACACGUCACCAGCUCGCCAGGCUAUCCACAGUCGAAUGGAAAAGCAGAGAGUGCUGUCAAAAUACUGAAAAGUCUGAUGAUCAAAGCUCAGGAAGAUAGCCGCGAUCCAUAUCUCGCACUUCUGGACUGGCGCAACACCCCGACAGAGAGAAUCGGGAGCUCACCUGCACAGCGACUCUUCGGCCGUCGGACGAAGACCCUACUUCCAACGUCAUCACGACUGCUGGUGCCGGAAACUGUUCGACAGGUCCCGAGUAAGCUAGUCGACCGGCAACAGAAACAGGCAACGUACUACAACAGGACCGCUCAGGAUCUGAAGCAGCUGAGUGUGGGUGACAACGUGUACAUGGCGCCUGCGCCAGGGAAACACAAGUGGAUUCCCGGAGUGAUCACAAGCUGUCUCGGGAACCGGUCGUACCUGGUGAGGACGGAUAGUGCCGGGACGUAUCGCCGCAACAGGCGGCACCUUCGCCUCUUCUCACCUGGAGAGACCUGUAGUCACCCGGCAGCUGGAUCAUCUGACGAUGAUUACCUGUACAUACCAGUGCCCCACAUGGGCACUCGGGAGGAGCGGCCGACCCAGCCACCUCCUCUGAGCCGGUCUCCAUAUCAACUGAGGAGCAGGUCAAGGCUACCUUAAGCCAGAGGAGGGAAGAUGUGGCUUGUCUAGGCUCAUGUGACGUGGCUAAGCUCAUUGACGCAGUUAUUAAGAAAAAGCAGCAGACAACCACCCAGCUCCCAAGAG